UACAACAGCAGACCGAAAACAGCAAAACGCAUUUUAAUCACAUGACCUGUGGUCGUCACGUGUUCGUAGCACAUCCGGGUCAAAGGCCGUCAGCAUGGACACGGGGGAUGUUCUUGCAUCUCUGGGGGUAGAGGGAGCCACCGCAGCUGCGCAUGCGCUCUCUCUUCCAGCAGAGGCGUACGGAAAUGACGCCCAGCUGGAAGUCAUGUGGGCUAUGAAAGCCUACAAUCACGCAGAAGUUUACUAUAAUCUUAUUGCUUCAGUUGACCCCAAACUUCUAAAACUAACAAAAUCCGACGAGCAGAUAUAUAAUAAGUUCCGGGAAGCGUUUCCUGACCUCAGUAUUGAUGUUCUGGACCCGGAGCUGCUGAAGUCAGCGGACGCUAAAGAGAAAUGGAGGCCCUUUUGUAACGAGUUUGAAGGAGUUGUAGAGGACUUCAACUAUGGCACAUUAUUACGUCUAGACUGUCAGAAGGACUACACGGAGGAGAACACUAUAUUUGCGACCAGGAUCCAGUUUUACGCCAUCGAGAUUGCGAGAAACAGAGAAGGAUAUAAUGACUUUGUCCACAAAACCAGUUCAAAAAACAAACAACAGAAAAAAGAGGAGAGUUAAUCAUAACCGCUUAAUAUUUCAAGUGACCUUCUUGUUGUAGAGGAGAUCUUUCUACACAUAAGGCCAAACAAGUGGAGAAACAGUUAUAAAUGUCCUACUUAUUUUUUUUCCCCCAUAUGUAAAUGUGUGUAAAAGAGUUGCUUUUCUCAUUUGUACACUAAAGUUGGUUGGUUAUUAAUUUAGUUUUGAUUUUCCUGCAAUGUCUGGCACCUUUUGUUUGUAAUGAAUAACAGUACAUAUUUCCCCUGAAAAACUGCUGCUGUGCUGUGUGGAUUGACUGUAUUGUAAUUAGGAUUGCCAUGACUUAAAUACAUCCAGAACCUGCUUUUGAGGAGGAUUUUGAUGGGAUGCGGAGGCUCAAGAACAUCCUGAUGUAUCCCAAUGCUGACUUUUUCAAUUUUAUCAUCAUUGGCAUUUUUGUUGCAACUUUUACUGCAUCACCAGGCAUUAAAUUACUGCUACACAGAUUAUUCCAAGAGUAUGUUCCCUCCAAUAAAACAUUGAGCAGAUUCCAUUCC
This is a messenger RNA of Cyprinus carpio (common carp), 1134 nucleotides long. Its product is annotated as protein PBDC1-like. Gene Ontology annotation, cellular component: cytoplasm. The record is from RefSeq and is a predicted model, not a curated record. Lineage: Eukaryota; Metazoa; Chordata; Actinopteri; Cypriniformes; Cyprinidae.